Molecule: messenger RNA, 1597 nt
Organism: Alosa sapidissima (American shad)
Lineage: Eukaryota; Metazoa; Chordata; Actinopteri; Clupeiformes; Clupeidae
Product: dehydrogenase/reductase SDR family member 13-like
Exons: 6
Coding region: 398-1366 (322 amino acids)
Source: RefSeq, a predicted model, not a curated record
AUCGUAGAAAUAGCUUAGGCUUAGAUCUAAGUGCCAAAUAAUGGCGCAAGCAGGCGAACUUAACUAACUGCUAGUGUAGGCCUACUAACAAGAGAAAAGUGACGACAGCCUGACCAACCCUUCAUUCCAAUUAGACUACGCACAACCUGAUCUACUAUUACGGUCGCUCCGCUGUAAUUAUAAUUCUUGAAAUACCAAAUCGUGUAGGCCUACGCGGUGGCUGGCGGUGAGGUCAUCUUAGAUUUCAAUAUCGGGUAAACCUAGACCGGUUUGCCUGCUAUAGCUCAAUGUUCGAAAGUGUGAAACCGGUCGAACAGGACUGCACUCAGGCCUCUACAUAAACGCUGUGCGGUCGCCUUCCUUCACCUGAACAGAACCGUCGGUGUACCAGACUUUCAUGAUGCUGCUUUUGAUUGGCUCAAUCGUUGUACUUGUCGGAGUUUACAUGCUUUUGGUGGAAACCAUCUUCAAAAGCUCAGAAUGUAAGAGUUCAUCUGACAUGGUUGGAAAAACGGUCAUCAUAACAGGAGGAAACACUGGAAUUGGGAAAGCCACUGCCUGUGAAUUGGCUAGAAGAGGAGCCAGGGUCAUCUUGUCCUGCAGAAACAAGCAAAAAGCUGAGGAGGCUAUUAAGGAUAUCGAGCUGGAGACUGGAAGCACUGAUGUGGUCUACAUGCAGCUAGACCUGGCCAACCUCAAGGCUGUCCGCACCUUUGCAGAGACCUUCCUGAAGACGGAGUCCAGAUUGGAUUUGCUUAUCAACAAUGCUGGUCUCGUGGGGGAUGGGCGCACUGAGGAUGGUUUUGGGAUCCAGUUCGGGGUCAACCAUCUGGGUCACUUUCUGCUCACAUGUCUCCUGCUGGACCGCCUGAAAGAGGCCCCUUCGAGCCGUGUGAUCACCUUGUCCUCCAUGGCCCACCGCUGGGGCAAGAUCGACUUGGAUGCCCUUGUGGCCAACAAGGACCUGGGCACCGGCCGUUAUAGCUGGCAGUUCUUCCUGGCCUACUGCAACAGUAAACUGUGUAACGCUCUGUUCACCCACGAGCUGGCCAAGAGACUGAAGGGCACCAAUGUCACCUGUUAUAGUGUUCACCCUGGCGUUGUGAAGACGGAGCUGUCACGCCACGUCAGCCUGUGGCAGAUGGUGUUCGUUGACCCCAUAUCCCGGCUCUUCUUCCUGGACCCCAAGGCCGGCGCCCAAACCACUCUGCACUGUGCCCUUCAGGAGGGCAUCGAGCCCCUGAGCGGACGCUACUUUGCCUGCUGCACCGUACAGGAACCGUGCUCCAAUGCCACGGACGACGCUGUGGCCAAGAAGCUGUGGGACGUCAGCGAGAGGUUGUGUGGACUGAGUGACACGUCGUGAGAAAGACCAAAGGCACUUUGGGCAGAGUGGAAUUGCUCACUUCUUGGUGAUGAGUGUUUUGAGGACACUUGUUUUUUGGUACAUCUUCAUCUCUUCAUGUAGAUCACAAUGGAGUUGUGUUUUUGGUGUUUUGUCAUGUCUGUUGAAUUAUUUUGUAUGCACAUUGUGACUUUUUUAUAUAUUGAUUUAUCCUAUGUAUUGUGUAAAUAAAGCUAUGGUUAUUGAAGGUUA